Messenger RNA from Cynocephalus volans (Philippine flying lemur), 3759 nucleotides. RefSeq names its product tubulin gamma complex component 3 (gene TUBGCP3). The record is from RefSeq and is a predicted model, not a curated record. Gene Ontology annotation, cellular component: centrosome; spindle pole; equatorial microtubule organizing center. Lineage: Eukaryota; Metazoa; Chordata; Mammalia; Dermoptera; Cynocephalidae. Gene Ontology annotation, biological process: microtubule nucleation; spindle assembly; mitotic cell cycle. Bases 58 to 2781 code for a protein of 907 amino acids. The transcript is spliced from 22 exons. Gene Ontology annotation, molecular function: microtubule minus-end binding; gamma-tubulin binding.
GCGCGCGGCGCGGCGACAGGGGCGGGGCCCUCGGGGCGCGCCCGGAUCGGGGCGAGGAUGGCGACCCCGGACCAGAAGUCGCCCAACGUUCUGCUGCAGAACCUGUGCUGCCGGAUCCUGGGCAGGAGCGAAGCUGAUGUAGCCCAGCAGUUCCAGUAUGUCGUGCGAGUUAUUGGCAGCAACUUUGCCCCAACUGUUGAAAGAGAUGAAUUUCUAGUAGCUGAAAAAAUCAAAAAAGAACUUAUUCGACAAAGAAGAGAAGCAGAUGCUGCUUUAUUUUCAGAGCUCCACAGAAAGCUUCAUUCACAGGGAGUUUUGAAAAAUAAAUGGUCAAUACUCUACCUCUUGCUGAGCCUUAGUGAAGACCCACGCAAGCAGCCAAGCAAGGUUUCUAGUUAUGCUACUUUAUUUGCUCAGGCAUUGCCAAGAGAUGCCCAUUCCACUCCCUACUACUACGCCAGGCCUCAGACUCUCCCGCUGAACUACCAGGAUCGAAGCAGCCAGUCAGUGCAGGCCUCCGGCAGUCUGGGCAGCAGCGGCAUCAGCAGCAUAAGCGUGUAUGCCCUCAACGGCCCAGCCCCAACACCACAGACUCUCCUUUCGGGACAGUCUCAUCAAGCUCCAGGAGUAGGAGACUGCCUUCGACAGCAGUUGGGGCCACGUCUUGCAUGGACUCUCACUGCAAAUCAGCCUUCUUCACAAACCACUACCUCAAAGGGUAUCCCAAACACCUUUUCUCGCAAUGCGACAAGGUCAAGGAGAGAAGGAGACACAGGUGGUACUGUGGAAGUUACAGAAGCAGCUCUUGUAAGAGACAUUUUGUACGUCUUCCAGGGCAUAGAUGGCAGAAACAUCAAAAUGAGCAACACCGAAAAUUGUUAUAAAGUGGAAGGAAAGGCGAACCUAAGUAAAUCUUUGAGGGAUACAACAGCCAGACUUGCUGAAUUGGGAUGGUUACAUAAUAAAAUCAGGAAAUACACUGACCAGAAGAGUCUGGACCGCUCAUUUGGACUUGUAGGUCAGAGCUUUUGUGCUGCCUUGCACCAAGAACUCAAAGAGUACUACCGAUUACUCUCUGUUUUACACUCCCAGCUACAGCUAGAGGAUGAUCCGGGUGUGAAUUUGGGACUUGAGAGUAGCUUAACACUGAGGCGCCUCCUGGUUUGGACGUAUGAUCCCAAAAUAAGACUGAAGACUCUGGCGGCCCUGGUCGAUCACUGUCAAGGAAGGAAAGGAGGUGAGCUGGCCUCAGCCGUUCACGCCUACACGAAGACAGGAGACCCCUACAUGAGGUCCCUGGUGCAGCACAUUCUCAGCCUCGUGUCCCAUCCUGUCCUGAGCUUCCUGUACCGCUGGAUAUAUGACGGGGAGCUUGAGGACACUUACCAUGAAUUUUUUGUGGCAUCAGAUCCAACAGUUAAAACAGAUCGAUUGUGGCAUGACAAGUAUACUUUGAGGAAAUCAAUGAUUCCUUCAUUCAUCACAAUGGACCAGUCUAGGAAGGUCCUUUUGAUAGGAAAAUCGAUAAAUUUCUUGCACCAGGUUUGUCAUGAUCAGACUCCCACUACAAAGAUGAUAGCUGUGACCAAGUCUGCAGAGUCGCCCCAGGAUGCUGCAGAUUUAUUCACAGAUUUAGAAAAUGCAUUUCAGGGGAAAAUUGAUGCUGCUUAUUUUGAGACCAGCAAAUAUCUAUUGGAUGUUCUCAGUAAGAAAUACAGCCUGCUGGACCACAUGCAGGCGAUGAGGCGGUACUUGCUUCUUGGUCAAGGAGACUUUAUAAGGCACUUGAUGGAUUUACUGAAGCCAGAACUUGCUCGUCCAGCUACGACUUUGUAUCAACAUAACUUGACUGGAAUUCUUGAAACCGCUGUCAGAGCCACCAAUGCCCAGUUUGACAGUCCCGAGAUCCUGAGGAGGCUGGAUGUGAGGCUGCUGGAGGUCUCUCCAGGCGACACUGGGUGGGAUGUCUUCAGCCUGGACUACCAUGUCGAUGGACCAAUCGCAACUGUGUUUACUCGAGAGUGUAUGAGCCACUACCUGAGAGUGUUUAACUUCCUCUGGAGGGCCAAGCGGAUGGAGUACAUCCUCACUGACAUACGGAAGGGACACAUGUGCAACGCGAAACUUCUGAGGAACAUGCCGGAGUUCGCUGGGGUGCUGCACCAGUGUCACGUGCUGGCCUCUGAGAUGGUCCAUUUCAUCCAUCAGAUGCAGUAUUACAUCACGUUUGAGGUGCUUGAAUGUUCUUGGGAUGAGCUUUGGAACAAAGUCCAGCAGGCCCAGGACCUGGACCACAUCAUUGCAGCACACGAGGUGUUCUUGGACACCAUCAUCUCCCGUUGCCUGCUGGAUGGCGACUCCAGGGCACUUCUAAACCAGCUUAGAGCUGUGUUUGAUCAGAUUAUUGAACUUCAGAAUGCUCAGGAUGCAAUAUACAGAACUGCUUUGGAAGAAUUACAGAGACGAUUGCAGUUUGAAGAGAAAAAGAAACAGCAUGAAAUUGAGGGCCAGUGGGGAGUGACGGCGGCAGAGGAAGAGGAGGAGAAUGAGAGGAUUCAAGAGUUUCGAGAAUCUAUACCAAAAAUGUGUUCGCAGUUGCGAAUAUUGACACACUUCUACCAGGGUAUCGUGCAGCAGUUCCUGGUGUUGUUGACGACCAGCUCUGAUGAAAGUCUCCGGUUUCUCAGCUUCAGGUUGGACUUCAACGAACAUUAUAAAGCUCGAGAGCCACGACUCCGCAUGUCUCUGGGCACCAGAGGGCGACGCUGCUCCCGCACGUGAGGCGCCUGCGUCACCCCAGGGAGCUUCAGGUGCUGUGACCAGCGUCAUUGACAUAAACAUUCACAUGCAGGUCCUCGGGGCAGCGACAUGCUGCGGUGUACCCCAUUCCUGCCCAUGCAUCUCAGCGUGUCAGCGGCUUGGUGCACGGGGGAACUAAAGUCCUGUGUCAUGCGUCGGAGUGCAGUGUAUUUGCGAUAUCAAGGAGUUAAAUAGGCUGGUUUGCAUCACUCAAGCUUAUUUCUAAAAGUCUUUCUAGUGAAAAGAUACCAGAACUUGUUGUGGCUUCUUAAGCUCACUGUACAUCAUUUAUAUUUGUCAUGUUUUAAAACAAUUCAUUUCUUUUAGAGAUAAUUAGGGUGAAGGGUAUUUAUCAGUUAACACAGUAAAGUGAUUGCUAUUUUUUUAACAUCUUCACAGGCAAUUUUUGUUAACAUAAUCAGAUUAAAUUGAAACAAAUGUCCCUACAAAUAAAAUAUAGAGAGUAUUUUAUUUCAGUUUUUUUCAAUGCUGUAAACUAUUAACCUCUAUGAAAACCUUUGUAUCUUAAUGCAUUUACCUUUACACAUGUUUAUUCUUAUUUUCUCUUCUUUCAAAGUUUACAUUUUUAUAUUCAAUUUACUAUUUCAGAUAACUUCUAAAAUAGUAUAGAAAAAAGGAGUGACAUAGAAGAAAAACAUCCUUAAUCGGUGCAGCCAAAUUUCUCGAAACCAUCAGCUGACACUGUGUAAAUAUGAGUGACUAAAAAGUUAAUGUACUAUUUUAUUUUCAGAAUUCUGAUAAGCAUUGGAAAGAAAUUGACUUAGAUAAUGAAGAUUUCCUUUUCCUUGCCUAUUUUUUCAUUGUAAAUAUUUAUCUACUACUAACCAGAUGAUGGGGGCACUGUUUUUUGUAAAAAUGUCAUGUCUGGCCACAUAAAUCUGCCUUUAUUAUGUUGCCUAAGUGAAAACUUAGAAAUUAAAAAUUAAAUUAUCUUUCAAA